GAAUACACGUGACUUAUAGCCAGUCGUGCUUAAUCAGGGAAGGUCCGACUUGCCUCUUGGCGAAGGACGUGAUAAAACUGCGAACUGCUACCGCGGUUUCACGCGCGAAUCCGCAACCUGCAACUGCAGCGAUUUAACAGAAUUAAUCGUCGAGUGGUGCGCAAAGAGCACAGAGAGAGAAUGCUACCUACACGCACUAUCGACAGCCGGAUAGAAUUCACUCUGCGGCUGAUUGGUGUCUGGCCGGAUAGCUCGUGCAAAAUUUUGCUGCCUGCCUUUUGGGCCACGGUGAUGAUGGCCUCGCAGAUCUUUCAGUACUGGUACAUUUAUACACACAUCGGCAUCGACACCUUGCCGGACCUUUUGUACUGCCUGAGUCUGUGUUUGUCGAACACACUGCUGUUUUUGAAAGUGAACGUCCUUUGGCUAAACAGACGUAUCGUUUUUGAUAUUUUGAUGACAAUGACCGAAGACUGGAAUAUGCUCUCAUCUAUUAGUUCAAAGACGCAGAUGGUAGACAAAGCAAUUUUGUCUCAUCGAUUUUCGAAAUGCAUCAUCGGUGCGUAUACGUGUAUGAUCUUAUUAGGCAUAGCUAACAUGAAGGGAAUGGAUUCUUUACAAGCUGACGGGCAAAGACAAUUAGCCGUUAAAAUGAAUUUGCCGUUCGAUUACAACGCGUCGCCGAUUUACGAAAUUGUCAUGGCGACGCAAGUGCUUCUGCAAUACACAUUAGCGAUCAUGGCAGCAAUGUUGAGCGCUUUCACUGUGUCAUUAGUCCUUCACAUUGCUGGUCAAAUCGAGAUAAUAUGUCAAGAAUUGUUGGAAAUCUCGGUAACUGAGGAUGAAUCGCGCAUAGCUGCGUUGAGAACUCUCGUGAACAAGCAUCAAAGGAUCAUUGCAUUCGUUGACAGUGUCGAGAAUGUGUUCUGCUAUAUGUCGCUAAUGCAGUUUUUCUCAAACACGCUUGUUAUUUGCUUUUUAGGAUUCUUGAUUAUGACCUCGCUCGAUUCCAAUCUCGUGCUGGUAAAGAUCACCCCUUAUUACAUCGUCGUAAAUGUAGAAGCGUUUAUACUUUGCUUCACUGGCGAAUACCUGACCUCGAAGAGCAAGCAUAUAAGUCAAUUUGCAUACGCGUCACUCUGGUACGAGUUGAAGCCUACUGAAAGCAAAAUCCUGAUGCUGCUGAUACUGAGGUCGCAGAAGCAGUUAACUAUUACAGCUGGAAAAUUCGUAGAAUUGUCUCUGGAGAGUUUUACACAAAUCCUGAAGGCCUCUGCGUCUUAUAUGUCGGUGUUACGCGUCAUGUACUAAAGCCGCAGAGAUUCCGUACAAGUGUGAAACGUGACUUGAGUCUAACUCAACUAAGAGUGUAAGAAAAAGUUAUAAACUAGUUUUUGAAUAGAUCAUACGCAGAUUAUGAUACGCAGAUUAUAUACGUAAUAUUUUCCUAUAUACAUACAUCUUUAUUUUUCG
Molecule: messenger RNA, 1473 nt
Organism: Odontomachus brunneus
Lineage: Eukaryota; Metazoa; Arthropoda; Insecta; Hymenoptera; Formicidae
Product: odorant receptor 4-like
Exons: 6
Coding region: 181-1311 (376 amino acids)
Biological process (GO): sensory perception of smell; detection of chemical stimulus involved in sensory perception of smell
Cellular component (GO): plasma membrane
Molecular function (GO): odorant binding; olfactory receptor activity
Source: RefSeq, a predicted model, not a curated record